AUGACUUCGACAGGGACGAAUCUACUCGAGCAUGCAACCAAGUUCAGCAGCCUCAAACAGGUACAAAAGUCCCUCUCUGGGUAUACAGAGAACAAGGACAAAGUGCCGGCGGGUGCGAUAUUGCUUUCUGGGGCAGGCGGAGGCGUCGUUGGUCCUUCUUCAAUGUAUGUCUCCGUGGGAGACAAACUUGCCAGUCUUCGACAGGGUAUGCCUGUACUUCGACUCGAUUAUCGCUAUCCGGCCCAUGACGCUCCGUGCGUGGAAGACGUGACUGCGGCAAUGGAUCAUCUUGAAGAGCAGUAUUCUAUUCGCAGAUUCGUUUUGGUUGGCUGGUCAUUUGGAGGCGCUCCGGUCGUGAGUUUCCCUUACCUUGAAGGCGCUAAUGUCGUAGCUGAAAAGCAGUCGUUCACCGUGGGCGGGCGAGAGCGAGAACGUGUUAUCGGAUGCGCUACCGUUGCAAGCCAAACCGCAGGCACAGCUGGGAUAAGGAAGCUGGCUCCAAGACCACUGCUGUUGCUCCACGGUACUGGUGAUCGAACUUUGAGAUGGGACUGCUCCCAGAGUCUAUACGAGGCGUACGGGAAAAAGGGCGAUCGACAAUUGAAGCUCUUCGAGGACGAUGAUCAUGCGUUGACAAGGAAUGCGCUUGAGGUAGAAGAGCUGUUGUGCGAUUUCAUCGCCAAAUGUGUUGGGCUGAAGAUAGACAACGAUGAGCAAGAGAAGGUCAUCCAGAAGCCCUUGGUGGACAGAAGUGAAAGAAUCGAACUGAUGAAGACUGGCGGCGAUCUCGAGGGCGAGAGUAUCGAGUAG
Messenger RNA from Fonsecaea nubica, 810 nucleotides. RefSeq lists its product as hypothetical. The transcript has 4 exons. NCBI's taxonomy places the organism in Eukaryota, Fungi, Ascomycota, Eurotiomycetes, Chaetothyriales, Herpotrichiellaceae. The record is from RefSeq and is a predicted model, not a curated record. The coding region runs from base 1 to 810 and encodes 269 amino acids.